AUGGCGCUCGUUUCGUCUCAUUCUGAAGACCAUCUGCCGGCCAUGGGCAAAAUGAACGAGAAUACACUCCCCGUCUUAUCCAGGAGGGACAUUGAGGCGCUGAUUGCCCAGGGCCGCAAGCUGUUCAUCCUCGACGACUUCGUCAUCAAAGCAGACGCGUGGAUUCCCUAUCACCCGGGCGGCGAAAAGUCGAUCCUGCACUUGGUCGGCCGAGAUGCCACGGACGAGGUCACGGCGUUGGUCUCCCGAUUGUCCCCUCUCCCUCUUCACUCGAUCGAGGCAAAACAACGUAUGAGCCGCUACCGCAUCGGGAUCAUUCGAGGCAGAUGGGAGAACUUCAUCCCGCCCAUUCAAGGUGGCACGUUUCGCGCUCCCUCUGACGACGGCCAAUUCUCCUAUCACGAUUCCGACACCGCCUCUUCUGUCGCCUCUUCGCACCGCUCGAGUGUCCCUGAUAGUGACAGUUCUGAUGGCCACGGCCCCGCGCGCCGAAAUAGCCGACCCACUGCCAAUGCUUCCAGUUCAUCCUCUACAUCGUCCAUCCCUUCCACUCGUGCGGACGAUGCCAUGGCACACCCCGAUUUCGUCACCAAGCAAAAGGUAUUACUCGACCUCGAGACGUACCCUGCCUUGGAUCACGCCACCCAGGACUCCAUCGUGGCCGCUUACCGCCGCCUCGACUACCGUAUGAGAGCCCAGGGUCUGUAUGACUGCAACUACUGGGCGUAUUCCGUCGAAGCCUCCCGCUACUGUAUGCUCUUCGCCGCCAUGCUGCUUUUCCUGCAUUGGGGCUGUUACGUGGCCAGCGCAGUCUGCAUGGGGGCUUUCUGGCAUCAGAUGUCGUUCGCCGCCCACGACGCAGGCCACAUAGGAAUUACGCACCGCUUCCACACCGACAGCGUCCUCGGUAUCUUCAUCGCCGACUUCAUGGGCGGUUUGUCGCUCGGCUGGUGGAAAAAGAGUCACAACAUCCAUCAUAUCGUCACCAACUCACCCGAGCACGACCCGGAUGUCGAGUACCUACCCUUCCUGGCCGUUUCGCAUCGGUUCUUGGCUGGCCUGCGCUCUACAUACUACAACCGUAUGAUGCACUAUGAUGCUGUGGCGCAAUUCUGCGUCAAGUUCCAGAAAUACUCAUACUACCCUCUGCUGGCCCUUGGGCGCUUCAACCUGUAA
This is a messenger RNA of Colletotrichum higginsianum IMI 349063, 1176 nucleotides long. Its product is annotated as Fatty acid desaturase. The coding region runs from base 1 to 1176 and encodes 391 amino acids. The transcript is spliced from 2 exons. The record is from RefSeq and is a predicted model, not a curated record. Gene Ontology annotation, molecular function: oxidoreductase activity, acting on paired donors, with oxidation of a pair of donors resulting in the reduction of molecular oxygen to two molecules of water. NCBI's taxonomy places the organism in Eukaryota, Fungi, Ascomycota, Sordariomycetes, Glomerellales, Glomerellaceae. Gene Ontology annotation, cellular component: membrane. Gene Ontology annotation, biological process: lipid metabolic process.